AAAAGCUUUAAUGUGUUUUAUAGUACCAUAUAUAUAUAUUUCAAUCCAUUUAUCAAAUUCUCUAACCACAACACAGUUUUAAUAACCUGCGGAUUAUCUUCGGAGAUCUUCUUCAUCCAUGGCUGAUGGCACCAAGCUUCAUAUAGCCAUGUUCCCAUGGCUAGCCUUCGGUCACAUGAUCCCAUACCUAGAACUCGCCAAGCUCAUAGCCCUAAAGGGUCACAAAAUCUCCUUCAUAUCCACCCCAAGAAAUGUCGACCGUCUCCCGAAACUCCCUCCAACUGUAGCAUCUUCAAUACAAUUUGUAAAACUCCCUCUGCCUCACGUCGAAAAUCCUCCUGAGAACGCUGAGGCCACCAUUGAUCUUCCUUACGAAAAGGUCCCUUACUUGAAAAUAGCCUUCGAUGGUCUUCAGGAUUCCUUGGCAAAGUUUCUUGAAACAUCAUCCGCAGAUUGGCUACUUUUCGAUUUUGCUCCGCACUGGCUACCUCCUUUAGCCCAUAACGUCGGCAUCCCUAAUGCAUUGUUUAGCAUAUUCAAUGCGGUAAGUCUAACACAAGUUAAGCCUUCUUCUCCUUUAAUUGAUAUUCAAGAUGAUCGUAAGAAACCCGAGGAUUUCACCAAGCCACCCAAAUGGGUUCCUUUUCCAUCCUCCGCAGCAUUUCGGCUUUUCGAGAUAUCGAGAAUCUUCGAUUCUAUAGCGGGAGAGGGUUCCCACACCUCAGAUCUCUACCGUUUUGAGGAAGCGAUUGAACGCUGCGAUGCAAUAGCUGUAAGAAGCUGUUGGGAGUUUGAGCCUGAGUACUUGAAUCUUUUAAAGGAACUUCACCAGAAACCUGUUAUUCCAGUUGGUCUGCUUCCACCGACUGCUUAUAAUAAUGGAAACCAUGACGAUGAAGCCUGGAAACCAAUAAAAGAAUGGCUAGACAAGCAACAACCAGGGAGUGUGGUUUAUGUAGCAUUUGGCAGCGAGGCAAAACCAAGUCAAGAAGAGGUGACCGAGAUAGCUCUGGGAUUAGAGUUAUCAGGGUUACCUUUCUUUUGGGUGCUAAUGCCUCGACAAGGGGGGUCAGACACUGAGUCCAUUGAGUUACCAGAUGGGUUCGAGGAGCGAACCGUAGGGCGUGGUGUGGUUUGCACGAGCUGGGCUCCUCAACCGCAGAUUGUAGCUCAUGACUCGGUCGGUGGAUUCUUGAGUCACGCUGGGUGGAGCUCCGUUGUGGAGGCAAUUGAGUCGGAGAGAGUUCUUAUACUGUUGACGUUCUUGGCUGAUCAAGGGUUAAAUGCUAGAGUUUUGGAAGAGAAAAAAAUGGGCUAUGUAAUACCGAGGAAUGAAGAUGAUGGAGCGUUCACUAGAGACUCGGUGGCUGAGUCACUUAGAUUGGUGAUGGUGGAGGAAGAGGGUAAAAUUUACAGGGCCAAAGCCAAGGAGAUGAAGGAGAUAUUUGGGGACUGGGAGAAACAAGAUUGCUACAUUGAUCAAUUACUGAGUUUCCUUAUCACCAAUAAGAAUCGAAUCAAAGGCAGUAGAAUGGAAGAAUAAGCAGCUCUGGGUCCUCUGAGCUUGUUUGAAAAUAAUUCCCUAUUUGAUGCGUAAUAUAGGAAGAAAAACAACAAAUUCCCUCUAGCAUGCGCACUACCGAGAAUUCCAUAUCUAGAAAUGAGGAAGCUCGGUUUUACUGACUCUGUUGAUAGAAUUACAAUGUUGUCUGCUUUGUGGUAAUUCAGGAUUGAUUUUAGUGAUUACUCUGAGGUGUGCUUCUGUCUUCGCAAAAUUACUUUGCAGAGUUUGUUACGAGAUCCAACGGUGGUAAUUCUGGGUUUACACCAAUUAUUAAUCAUUUGCCAAAAUUGGAAAAAUUCUUUCAAACGCUAUAGAUCAACCUCAAACCCUUUCAAAAGAAUUA
Messenger RNA from Theobroma umbraticum, 1907 nucleotides. Its product is annotated as UDP-glycosyltransferase 91A1-like. The record is from RefSeq and is a predicted model, not a curated record. Gene Ontology annotation, molecular function: UDP-glycosyltransferase activity. NCBI's taxonomy places the organism in Eukaryota, Viridiplantae, Streptophyta, Magnoliopsida, Malvales, Malvaceae.